AUGAAGGAGAGGUUGCAGUCCGAGGUGAUGAUGAACAAGAGGGAAGGAGGAGAUAUGAUCUCCAAAAUCAUGCAUAUGUUCAAGAACUGUCUAUGGAAUUAGAAGAUGAGGGUAAAGAUGAUGAGGAUGAUGAUGAAGGAGAGGACGAUGGUGAUGAUGAAGAAGAGGGAAAAGAACAACAAGAGGGAGGGAGGAGAUAUUAUUUGCGAAAUCGUGCAGAUAUACGAAGAGUGUCUAUGCAGGAAGAAGGUAAGCCAUGUCCAAGACCAAUAAGAUCUUCUCAAAGAGUAUUACACCAAGGAAUGGGAAUUAAUUAUAAGGUUGGUUGGGGUGUAAGGAACGGUAGUGGAUCAAGAGUUCAUAAGCGUCCAGCUGAAGAUUCUUCUGAUGAUUCUUUUCUUGUGGAUGAGCUGGACCAAGGUCCUGCAGUAAUUCCCAGCGGUGGGGGAGGUGGUGGGAGCAGAUCUGGACUUCCUUGGCUUCUUGGGGGACUAGAAGAGAUGCACGGGACAAGUACAGUAUGGGGAUUGAAUGACGUUGCUGCAUAUUUAUCAGGUUGGGAUCAUCAGAAUCAAGGUAAUGCUUUUACUGCUGGCCUGAGCUCUAAGGUAGGGGCAGACAUUCAACCUUUACAGGUUGAUGAUCAGAGUGUUAGUUUUAAUGAUAUUGGUGGGCUUUCUAAAUAUAUUGAUGCUUUGAAGGAAAUGGUUUUCUUUCCCUUAUUAUAUCCAGAUUUCUUUGCAAGUUAUCACAUCACCCCACCAAGAGGAGUAUUGCUAUGUGGUCCUCCUGGCACUGGGAAAACAUUAAUUGCCAGAGCAUUAGCCUGUGCUGCCUCAAAGGCUGGCCAGAAAGUGAGUUUUUACAUGCGUAAGGGAGCUGAUGUUCUAAGCAAAUGGGUUGGUGAGGCCGAAAGACAAUUGAAACUACUUUUUGAGGAAGCACAAAGGAAUCAGCCCUCCAUCAUUUUUUUUGAUGAAAUAGAUGGACUUGCUCCUGUGAGGUCUAGCAAACAAGAGCAAAUUCAUAAUUCUAUUGUGUCUACGUUGCUUGCUUUAAUGGAUGGUCUUGAUUCUCGUGGACAAGUUGUUUUAAUUGGAGCAACCAACAGGAUUGAUGCCAUUGAUGGAGCCUUGCGACGCCCUGGUCGAUUUGAUCGUGAAUUUAACUUUCCUUUGCCUGGUUAUGAGGUACGUGCUGAAAUAUUGGACAUUCACACUCGAAAAUGGAAACAUCCUCUUUCCGAGGAACUAAAAUUGGAACUUGCAGCUUGUUGUGUAAGCUACUGUGGAGCUGAUUUAAAAGCUCUGUGCACUGAAGCUGCCAUCUGUGCUUUUCGUGAAAAAUAUCCUCAGGUUUACACAAGUGAUGACAAAUUUGUGAUUGAUGUUGAUUCAGUAGAAGUUGAGAAGUAUCACUUUAUUGAGGCCAUGUCAACAAUUACCCCAGCUGCUCACCGUGGUGCUGUUGUGCACUCUAGGCCACUAUCUUCAGUAGUUGCGCCAUGUCUACAAAGACAUCUUCAGAAAGUCAUGAAUACUAUAUCAGAUAUAUUUCUUCCAAUUGCAAUGUCAUCAGAGUUGACCAAGCUUUCUAUCCCCUCCUAUAGUUUUGCUGCUGUCUAUAGGCCCCGACUUCUGAUUUAUGGUGGUGAAGGUACUGGGCUGGAUAAUAUUGGGCCAGCAAUUUUACAUGAAAUGGAGAAAUUUCCUGUUCAUUCCCUAGGACUUCCGUCUCUUCUUUCAGAUCCUAGUGCAAAGACACCAGAGGAGGCACUAGUACAUAUAUUUGGUGAAGCAAGGAGAACUACUCCAUCAAUACUCUAUUUGCCUCAGUUCAACCUUUGGUGGGAUAAUGCACACGAGCAGCUCAGGGCUGUCCUGCAGACUUUGCUGGAAGAACUGCCUUCUGACUUACCUAUAUUGUUACUUGGAACAUCCUCGGUUCCACUUGCUAAAAUUGAAGAUGUGCCUUCUUCAGUAUUUUCUCACCGUUCAGUCUACCAAGUCAGCGAACCAGCCACCGAAGACAAAUCAUUGUUUUUUGACCACUUAAUUAAAGCUGCUUUGUCAGAGGGCAUGACAAAAAAAUCGCACAAGUCAGCCUCCCAGCUCCCUGAACUUCCCAAGGCACCAAAAUUGCCAAGUGGUCCAAAGGUAUCUGAGUUAAAAGCCAAGAUAGAAGCUGAGCAGCAUGCCCUUCGCCAAUUGCGGAUGUGCCUUAGAGAUGUUUGCAACCGGAUUUUAUAUGAUAAACGGUUUAGUGCCUUCCAUUAUCCAGUCUUGGAUGAGGAUGAGGAUGCUCCAAACAACCGUUCAAUCAUCCAGAACCCUAUGGACAUGUCUACUCUACUUCAGCGUGUGGAUUCUAAGCAGUAUAGUACGUGUUCAACAUUCUUGCAAGAAGUAGAUCUCAUUGUAUCCAAUGCCAAGGCUUUCAACGGAAAUGAUUAUAACGGCGCUAGGAUUGUUAGUAGAGCUUACGAACUUCAAGAUGCAGUGCAUGGGAUGCUUUCACAAAUGGACCCUGCAUUGGUUGCAUACUGUGACAAGAUUGCUGCCCAAGGUGGUCCUGUGCAUUUGCCAGAUGAUAUGGCAGGUUAUACUUUUACUUUCCCAUCAUCUAACCCUGUUGUGCAGCUGGGAAGUACUGUUAGCAGAGCGAGUGCACUACUUCAUAAUGUCCAACUAGAGGUUAAUCUGGAUCAAAGUUAUGAUGGGGCAAUCAUGAAACGACCAAAGAAGAAUGCUGAUAUUGCUACACUAGCUACAGCUUCAACAGCAGAAGAUAAGUCAAGGCAUCAUCAAGAUUCACAACUGCAGGCAAAGUCAUCUAAGGAACCUGAUCAGACACAUGACACAAAUAAUCCUGAAAGGCCAGAAACCUCUUCUGCUUAUGGUAAUCAGCAUGAAACUUCUGCAGAAGAUGUCAUAAUGUCUGAUGGUGAUAAUAUUUCAAACCAAGUGGAAUCUGUCAAGCUGCUUUUUGUGGAGCAUACAGCUAGCUACAACAUUCCACAGCUUGAAAGGCUUUACACACGAAUAAUGAAGGGUGUUUUUGAAACCAAAGCCAAAGUAAAAGAUGAUCUUAAGCCUUCAAUUUUGAAGUAUUUGUUGAAAUUUGCCGAGGAUGAGGCAAAUUUCUGAUGCGCUUAGUUUCAAUUGACGUUUCCUCUAUAUGUAUGUGAAGUUGAGAUAGUUGUAGAGAGACAAUACAUGCAUUCAUUGCUAAUUUUAACAUUGUAUGGGUGUCGGGUGACCACUUGAGUAAAGAAGCUAAUAUAUAUUUUCAUAUUUACAUA
Molecule: messenger RNA, 3301 nt
Organism: Quercus lobata
Lineage: Eukaryota; Viridiplantae; Streptophyta; Magnoliopsida; Fagales; Fagaceae
Product: ATPase family AAA domain-containing protein At1g05910-like
Exons: 4
Coding region: 93-3146 (1017 amino acids)
Biological process (GO): transcription initiation-coupled chromatin remodeling; nucleosome disassembly; nucleosome assembly
Cellular component (GO): nucleus
Molecular function (GO): chromatin binding; ATP binding; ATP hydrolysis activity
Source: RefSeq, a predicted model, not a curated record